AUGGGAAACGAUGGAGGUUCAAUUCCAAAACGUAUUGAGCUUGUUAAAGAAAAACAAAAAGAAGUUAGACCAGAUCAAAAUGCAUUGAAAAUAGCUACUUGGUUUUUUUGUGCUCUAUCCAAGAGGCCGUUACAAGAUCCUGUCGUUGUGUGUGGAUUAGGUAAAUUAUAUAAUAAAGAUGCUGUUAUAGAAUAUUUAUUAAAUAAAAAUGCUUAUGGUGAUGGUGAUACUAUUUGUUCUCACAUCUCAACCAUGAAGGAUGUAAAAACAUUAAAAUUAGCGGCAAAUCCAGCUUUUAAAGAUUCAAAUGAAGCUAGUAUAGCACAUUUCGAUCAAGGAAUGGUAUCUAGAUUUAUUUGCCCUAUCACUAUGAAAGAAAUGAACGGAAAAUUGAAAUUCGUUUAUUUGGAAACUUGCGGUUGUGUAUUUUCCGAGCAAGGUUUAAAAGAAGUACCUAGUUCUACUUGUAUACAGUGCAAUAAAUCUUUUAAACAAGAAAAUAUUAUUACUAUAAAUCCAAAUCCUGCUGAACAAGAGCAGUUAAGGGUCGCUUUAGCUUUGUUACGACAAGAAUCCGCCGAAGAUAAUGUCAUAGCUGAAUCUUCAUCAUCUGCUUCACGUAACAAGAGAAAAAGAGAAGAUAAUGGCGAGCAAUCAAUAUCAAAGAAACCAGCAAUCGAAUUAGAAGUUGGUGUUACUGCUAGUAGUAGCAGCCCAAGUACUCAUAGUGGAAUUGGUGGUAAUAGUGUUACAGCUGUUGUUAACCAAAAAGUUCAAGAACAUUUGGUUAACGCCUCUUCUAAAAACAAACAGUCUAAAGCCAUUCAGUCUAUUUAUUCGCAGAAAAAAGAUAAGAAUGUUACUGAAAGUUAUUUAGUUAGAGGUACCUUUAAUCGAUAUGCCGCCACAAUGGAACAUAAUCAGUAUAAGUUCAAAAGUAUCUUGAAAACGAGUCAAAAAGCAGAGACACCACCUCCCUUGUUCCGUUCAGGUCCGGGCUCAUCGGGCACUUCAAAAACAUUUUCUUUCGUAGCACCGCAUUAUAAGGAUUUUAUCAAUGAUUUAACUCUUGGUGAAGGAGAUUCUUUUUUUGGUUCUGCAAAAAGAUUGACAAGUCCCACGAUUGGAAGGCAAACACUUUAUACACCGUCAAGGAAACUUUCAUUCACAUCGAUACUAGAUGAGGUUUUGCCUAAUAAAUUAACUGGUCCAUUCGAUCCUAAUGUUAAUUCAAGGGAGGUUAAAAUAAAUAUAAUAGAAAAGCUCACUACAAAGAGUCCUUUGAGAGAACAAAAGAAAAUAAAUUUUCUUGAAAACAAUCUUAAUGUAAAAUUUGGAGCCGAUAAAUCCAUCAAAAUCCGUGUAAACGCCCCGCCAGCUAAAAAAAAAGUAGCAAACAAAGCUAUUAAGAAUACUACUGCUACGGCUCAAACCAAGCAAGUCACAAUUCCAAAAGAAUUUAAUUUUUCCAAACGUUUUGAUAAACAACAAGUUAAGAAUCAUCCUACAAAUCAUUCUCAAAGGAUUCAGAAACGGCAACCUGUUAAAAAAACCGGCAUAGGUCUGAAGGUUCCUCCAAAAAGAUUUAAGACUUCUAAAUGUCUUGAUAAACCACAUGCUAAAAGAAAUAAUCCUAUGAAUAAAUCUCAAAGGGUUCAGAAACAGCAACCUGUAAAAAAAUCCGGCACAGAUUCAACGGUUACUAUUCCAAAAGAAUUUAAUUUUUCUAAACGUUUGGAUAAACCACGUAGACCAAAUGUUAAAAAUUAUCCUACGCGUAAAUCUCAUGGGAUUCAGAAACGUCAACCCGUCAAAACGAUUUUGACAAUUCCCAAACCCUUCAGAUUUCACGUGGGAAACCGAGUGGUCAAUAAACAUUCGCCAAAAUCACCGUUUAUUUCAUUGGCGGAACGAGUGCAACAAUUUAUGGAGAAAACCCCGGACAGAUUCAAAUCAAAGCCUGUAACGAUGAAGUCUAUUUCGUAUUAUGAUAAACCUCCUACGAAAGCAAAGUCUCCUUUUUUACGCACUAAAUUAAGGGCUAACAAGCAAACCUGA
Molecule: messenger RNA, 2058 nt
Organism: Funneliformis mosseae
Lineage: Eukaryota; Fungi; Glomeromycota; Glomeromycetes; Glomerales; Glomeraceae
Source: the annotation of a GenBank genome assembly